Molecule: messenger RNA, 651 nt
Organism: Nestor notabilis (Kea)
Lineage: Eukaryota; Metazoa; Chordata; Aves; Psittaciformes; Psittacidae
Product: atlastin-2-like
Exons: 6
Biological process (GO): endoplasmic reticulum organization; protein homooligomerization
Molecular function (GO): GTPase activity; GTP binding
Source: RefSeq, a predicted model, not a curated record
AUGUUACCAGUUUUUCAGGUUCAUGGUAAGCAUUAUGAGGAAGAAGAGGAGGAUGCCCUACCCGACUCAGAUGCCCUGCCAGACUCGGAUGAUGAGGUGGAUUUGGAUGAGCCGCGACCCAUACAGAUUGUUCUUGCUCAUGAAGAUGACCAUAACUUUGAAUUAGAUGAAGCAGCAUUGGAAAAAAUCUUGCUUCAGGAACACAUCAAAGAUCUUAACAUAGUAGUUGUGUCUGUAGCAGGAGCUUUCCGCAAAGGAAAAUCUUUUCUGCUGGACUUCAUGCUUAGAUACAUGUAUAACAGGACUUCUCCUUGCUGGAUAGGUGGAAACACUGAGCCAUUGACUGGGUUUACAUGGAGAGGUGGAUGUGAACGGGAAACCACUGGCAUACAGAUUUGGAGUGAAGUAUUUGUAAUUGAUAAGCCCAAUGGAACAAAGGUUGCUGUACUGCUUAUGGAUACCCAAGGUGCCUUUGAUAGCCAAUCUACUAUCAAAGACUGUGCAACGGUUUUUGCUCUGAGCACCAUGACGAGUUCUGUUCAGGUGUACAACUUGUCCCAGAAUAUUCAGGAAGAUGACCUUCAACAUUUGCAGUUGUUUACAGAAUACGGAAGACUAGCUAUGGAAGAGAUUUACCAAAAGCCAUUUCAG